Messenger RNA from Scheffersomyces coipomensis, 1566 nucleotides. Its product is annotated as Zn(II)2Cys6 transcription factor domain-containing protein. Gene Ontology annotation, molecular function: zinc ion binding; DNA-binding transcription factor activity, RNA polymerase II-specific. The coding region runs from base 1 to 1566 and encodes 521 amino acids. Gene Ontology annotation, biological process: regulation of transcription by RNA polymerase II. The record is from RefSeq and is a predicted model, not a curated record. Lineage: Eukaryota; Fungi; Ascomycota; Pichiomycetes; Serinales; Debaryomycetaceae. The transcript has a single exon.
AUGGCAGUCAAAACUAUAACAAGAAUCACCAGUCUAACUAAAGUUAGCGGGGUCAAUAAGAAUAAGAAGAAUAAAGCUACUCGCAGUCGAAGAAGAUCAAAGAAUGGUUGUUUAAGUUGUAAACGAUUGAAAAUCAAAUGUGAUGAAAAGAAACCAAGUUGUGAAUAUUGUCUUGAUACAAAUCGUCAAUGUAGUUAUGUUUCAUCACCAAUUUCUCCUUCACCGGUGUUGACUCCAAUCAAUGAUAAUACUCCCAUUAAGGCAUUCAACGAUAAAGAUUACGAUGAAGAAGAAUCAAGAUUGGUGAAGUUGUGGGCACCUCCCACUAUUGGGAUCACUAUUAACAAUCGAUUGAUUAAUAGCAUAAAUUAUUUAAAUGUUAAAAGUUAUGAAAUGGAAUUAUUAGAUUUUUUUAGGAAGAAUUGUUUAUUCUUAUUUACAUUUGGAUUGAAAUCACAUAGAGAUAAUGCCAAUGUAAAUGGAUUUGGAAAUGUUUAUGGAAAUUCAGCCACUAAAACUGAAAAUUGGUCAGGUUUAAUACCCCAAAUGUUCUUUCAAAGUGAAAUAGUUCGAAAUAGUAUUUGUUCAUUUUCAUCAUUAAAUUUAUUUUCCAUAAUCCAAGAAGAAGGAACUGAUCCAAAUCGAAUUCAUCAUGCUUCACCAUUCAAACGAUUUGGAAGACCAGCGAAAUAUGACACUAAUCUUCUUCAUAACCAUCAAUUAUUCAAUAAGACAUGUGGUUAUUUUAAUCAAGCCAUUAAUCAAACCAAUCAACAAUUAGCUAGUUUAAAUCAUGAUAACAUAUUUAUUGAUCCUCCUAACCUAGCUAAAGAAUUAGUCAUUUCAAACAUUUUGAUAUUUACAUUUUUAGCCAUUCAUCCUCAUAAUUUAAUGCCAUUGGUAGAUUUCAAUGGUAAUCACAGUAGAGGUCAUAAUGAUUUCUUAUCCAUUUGUAAUGGGAUUAAAUCAACCGUAAUCUAUUGUUUACCAACUUUAAUUGAAAAUGAUUGUAAAAUCCUUACUGUAAUCUUUAAUGAUGCCGAUACUGAACUUCAACAACCUCCAACUCCACCAUGUCAACAUGAUUACGAUGUUCCGAUCAUAGCAAGUUUCAAACGUGAUCUAGAUCAAUCAUUUCAUACUGAUCAUGAUUUAAAACCAUUAGAAUAUAUGACUAUAUCCCAAACGUUAAAAAUGUUAAAUAAAGCAGUUAAAAAAUGUAUAUUUAUCAACUUUCCUAAACCUAUAUUCCGAUGGAUAUUAAUCACGGCCAAUCCAUUCUUUCAUCAAUUAAUUUAUAAACAGAAUCUUAUGGCAUUAAGAUUAAUGAAUAUUUUCAGUCAUUUAUGUCUUAUGAUUCGAUUUCAAUUGUUUAAUGAUUCAAAUAUGUGGAUUGAUUAUAUUGAAUGGUUUAAACUGUUUAAUUUCAUGCAUUUUAAUCAAACUUGGAAAUUUAAACUCGAUGAAAAAUUAUAUGAGUUAUCUAUCGUCCGUAAAUUUGGAUUUAAAUUAGCUAAUUAUGAACAUUUAGCUACACUUGAUCCUGAAAAUGAGGAGGAUUCAUAA